AGUACCACCAUCAUUAACCAGCCGCCGCUCUCUACGGCCACAGUGUACUAACAUCAGGAGAGUUUGAUCGGCAGUAACAGUCUACCGGGGCGGAAUUCUCCUGAUAAGGAGGCCAGGCAGAAAGACCCUUAAACAAACCAGUCUUCAGUCACACACAGAGCCAUGGUGGAAUACUACCAGAUAUUAGGAGUCCGCAAAAAUGCAACACAAGAGGACAUCAAAAAAGCUUACAGAAAAUUAGCACUGAAAUGGCAUCCAGAUAAGAACCCAGACAACAAAGAGGAGGCAGAGAAGAAGUUCAAAGAGCUGUCAGAGGCCUAUGAAGUCCUCUCAGAUGAAAACAAAAGGAAUAUUUAUGACCGAUACGGAAAAGAAGGCCUUUCAGGAGGAGGAGGCGGUGGAGGCCACUUCAAUCACUUUGGCAGCAGCAACUUCACAUUCCGUAAUCCUGAGGACGUUUUCAGGGAAUUCUUCGGUGGCAGAGAUCCGUUUGCAGAUUUAUUCCCUGAUGACCACUUCGAUAGUUUUUUUGGUGGAGGUCGCAGUCAUCAAAGAAGCGCAAACCAGACCAGGAUGGGGGGCUCGUUUUUUGGUUUUGGUGGCUUUUCAGGAAUGGGGCCUGGCUUCUCAGGGUUUGACUCAGGUUUUACCUCGUUUGGAGACAUGGGCAGUGGAGGAUUCACCUCCUUCACGUCGUCUUCGUUUGGUGGUCUUGGGGGAGAGGGGAGGGGUUUCACCAAAUCUGUGUCGACCUCCACUAAAAUUGUCAACGGCAGAAAGAUUACCACAAAACGGACUGUGGAGAACGGCCAGGAGCGGGUAGAAGUGGUGGAAGAUGGUCAGUUAAAAUCUCUAACAGUUAAUGACGUCGCACCACAGGACCCCUUUGAGGAGGAGUUUCGCUGCCUCAGACAGAACACACUUCCUGGCUUCGGCCUGCACCAGCGCUACCUGAGGAACUCCGCCCAGAACCCCUCAGAAGAAGAGGAGGAGCACGGCCCUCAGAGUCAGGGACUAACAAGAGGACACGUGGACUCCAAGAGGAAGAAACUGUGGCUAAAAGAAGCGGAUUCCAGAAAGAAACGAUCUGCUCGACUCUUUCCUCGUUUCAGUGGAUUUGGGACAUUUUUUUAAACACGUUACACAUACCGGUACAUGUUACGGGUUGGGGUUUUUUUUUUGGCAAAAAAAAAAGGGCCAUCAGGUACAUGUGGCAUUGGAUUGUUUUGCAAAAGAAAUAAAAAUUAAAAAUAAAAAUCAUCAACCCAACAGCAUUACUGCUGCAUUA
Austrofundulus limnaeus is the source of this 1288-nucleotide messenger RNA. RefSeq names its product DnaJ heat shock protein family (Hsp40) member B6b (gene dnajb6b). Bases 163 to 1134 code for a protein of 323 amino acids. Gene Ontology annotation, molecular function: Hsp70 protein binding. The record is from RefSeq and is a predicted model, not a curated record. Lineage: Eukaryota; Metazoa; Chordata; Actinopteri; Cyprinodontiformes; Rivulidae. The transcript is spliced from 10 exons.